UGCGGGGUCAUGGCGCGUAUCACGCUGGAGGACCUGGAAGGGCUGGGCGAGGAGGCCGGGGACGGGGACAGCGACGGGGACGACGAGGAGGAGCGGGAGCGGCUGUUCGCGCACUGGGAGGCCGUAGCCAGCACGCACCGAGUGACCCUGCCCCGAGACAUGGCGGGGCCGAUCGCGCAGAUGACCCGGCACGGCCAGGCUCGCGAGCCCGUGCCCUACGUUACCCUGCCGCGGCGGGAGGAGUGCGAGGAGGCAGCCUACGAGGAGCGGCGGUACCCAGCUGGGAAGUGGGCCUGUGUCACCAAGGGAGAGCCCUUGUAUGAGCAGAGCAUCUCCAUGAGCUUCAUGAAGCUCAUGCGCUACAUCUGCAAGGAGAACUCUGUAGGCUGCUAUCUGGGCAUGACAGUCCCAGUGCUCAACGAAAUCCACCUGACCAAGGAAGGGACCAAGCUGGAGCGUGAGGUUGUAACUGCCUAUUAUAUCCCGGGAGAGUUCCAGCAAAACCCCCCUGUUCCCAUGGACCCUGAAAUCCACAUCAUCGAGAGGGCUCCACUCCGGGUUAUAACCAGGGUUUUCUAUGGGAUGACCACUGAGGAGACGAUUCUGCGAGAGAUCAGCCUUUUCUGGGAGCUCUUGGGCUCCACAGACACUGUGCUCCAGGAAAGCUACAUCGUGGCCACUUAUGAAAAUCCCAGUGUCCCUCAGCGCCGCAACGAGAUCUGGUUCAUGUGCCGAGCAGAGUGAGUCCCAUCUGUGACCGCAAACCAUCCUGCAACCAGACCUGGUGUAGAUGGCAGUUCUGACCCAAAGGAGGCGAAUGCACAUCCUGACCCACUGUUCACCCACAAAAUGACAGACUGCAGGCUGGCUUUGCACUCUGCCCUGCAAGGGCCCAGCCAGGAGAAAUCUUGCCUGGUCUGCACUUCUUCUGCCCCACAGGGGCCAGCUGAGGUUGGAGCUGGCACCGGGGAGAGCCUCUGCAGCAGGCUCCUGGUGGGAAGAGUGUGGUGAGGGCUCACGUGAGGCAGUAACCGUGUGGGCUUGUGCAAUGUGCUAGCCUGACCUGGGCUUCUCUCAGCUCUGAGCUGUGCUUGCAGAGCUGUGCCAGGCACGCCAGUGGGGCUUGUGGUUGGCAAAGUCGCAAGCUGGUGGUGUCUAGAAGGCAAAUGACUGUACGAGGUGUGGGCUCUGUCUGGGCUCUGGCCUGCUUCCUGUGAGAAUGGCUGCCUGUCCUGGACAGAGCCACUGAAAUGUUGCUCAGGGACUGUGGGGUUUAAAGGGGUAAAAGACUUGCCACAAGCGAGAUGUGGAUCCUGAAUGUUUCCUGCUGUGGUGGCUCUCUGUGUGCUGUUGGGUGCCUCUCUGGCUGUCGCUCACCAUCCUGCAGCCAGGACUGGGGCGCUGGCAGCCUUUGUCCAUCAGUUGUGGGUGCUGUUUUGCGGACAUGCUGCAAGCUGAGGGACGGGCCCUGACAGCAGCAGCGGCGGCACCACCGUGUGUUGUGUGUUGUGUUGUGCAUUGAUCAGCGAGUGCCACAUCCACAAACACUGUUGUGCUCUCCUGGGGGAAGCUGGCAGUGCCAACAGUAAAUAAACCCAGCUAAAACCAC
This is a messenger RNA of Strigops habroptila (Kakapo), 1609 nucleotides long. Its product is annotated as heme-binding protein 1-like. The record is from RefSeq and is a predicted model, not a curated record. Lineage: Eukaryota; Metazoa; Chordata; Aves; Psittaciformes; Psittacidae. The transcript has 5 exons. Bases 10 to 744 code for a protein of 244 amino acids.